Molecule: messenger RNA, 4679 nt
Organism: Gekko japonicus
Lineage: Eukaryota; Metazoa; Chordata; Lepidosauria; Squamata; Gekkonidae
Gene: DIP2B
Product: disco interacting protein 2 homolog B
Exons: 37
Source: RefSeq, a predicted model, not a curated record
GAGACAUUACCCAGAAGGGGUAUGAGAAGAAAAGGGCAAAGCUGUUGGCUCCGUAUAUCCCACAGACCCAAGGGGUUGAUCCAGGUUUGCAAAAGGAACCACGCAAUCAGACACCUGCUCCGUCUGCAGCUCCAGCAACAUCCUCCUCCAAGUAUCACCGGGCACGCUCUGGGGGAGCCAGAGAUGAACGCUAUCGGUCUGACAUCCAUACAGAGGCAGUACAAGCAGCAUUGGCAAAGCACAAGGAACAGAAGAUGGCCCUGCCCAUGCCAACCAAAAGACGAUCCACAUUUGUGCAGUCUCCUGCUGAUACCUGCACUCCUCCAGACACGUCUUCUGCGUCCGAAGAUGAAGGGUCGCUCAGGCGCCAGGCUGCUCUAUCUGCUGCAUUGCAUCAGAGCUUACAGAAUGCUGAGUCAUGGAUCAACCGAUCUAUUCAGGGGUCAUCCACAUCUUCAUCAGCAUCUUCUACACUAUCCCAUGGAGAAGGCAAAGGGACCAGUGGGUCACUAGCUGAUGUAUUUGCCAAUACUCGAAUAGAAAAUUUCUCAGUUCCCCCAGAUGUUACAGCAACUACCUCCACACCAGCUUCCUCUGUACGCCCAUCUGCUAUUGACCUGCCUCCAUCGGGAAUAGUGAAGGGCAUGCACAAAGCCUCUAACCGGUCCAGCCUUAUGGACACAGCUGAUGGUGUCCCUGUAAGUAGCAGAGUCUCCACGAAAAUUCAGCAGCUGCUCAAUACUCUAAAGCGACCCAAACGGCCACCCCUGAAGGAAUUUUUUGUGGAUGAUUUUGAAGAAAUUGUUGAAGUUCCACAGCCAGACCCGAAUCAACCCAAGCCAGAAGGACGCCAGAUGACACCCGUGAAGGGUGAGCCCCUGGGAGUUGUAUGCAAUUGGCCUCCUGCCCUGGAAGCAGCUCUGCAGCGCUGGGGAACCACACAGGCCAAAUGCUCUUGUCUGACAGCCCUGGAUGUCACUGGGAAGCCUGUCUACACCUUGACGUAUGGCAAGCUGUGGAGCAGAAGCCUGAAGCUGGCCUACACGUUGCUAAAUAAACUGGGCACCAAAAAUGAACCUGUUCUGAAACCUGGGGAUAGAGUAGCCCUUGUUUACCCCAACAAUGACCCUGUUAUGUUCAUGGUGGCAUUCUAUGGCUGUUUGCUGGCAGAAGUCAUCCCAGUGCCAAUUGAAGUACCUCUAACCCGAAAGGAUGCUGGAGGCCAACAGAUUGGAUUUCUGCUGGGCAGCUGUGGCAUCGCUUUGGCCCUCACCACAGAGGUUUGCCUAAAGGGUCUCCCUAAAACACAGAAUGGAGAGAUUGUGCAGUUCAAAGGUUGGCCUAGGCUCAAGUGGGUGGUAACGGAUUCCAAGUACCUCUCCAAAUCACCAAAGGACUGGCAGCCCAACAUUUCAAAUGCAGGGACUGAACCAGCUUACAUCGAGUACAAGACGAGCAAGGAAGGGAGCGUGAUGGGUGUAACGGUGUCCCGAAUAGCCAUGUUGUCUCAUUGCCAGGCUCUGUCUCAGGCCUGCAACUAUUCUGAAGGUGAAACCAUAGUGAAUGUCCUGGAUUUCAAGAAGGAUGCCGGCUUGUGGCAUAGCAUGUUAACAAGUGUAAUGAACAAGCUGCAUACUAUCAGCGUGCCCUAUUCUGUGAUGAAAACCUGCCCUCUUUCUUGGGUACAGAGAGUUCACACUCACAAAGCUAGAGUAGCUCUGGUGAAAUGUCGAGAUUUGCACUGGGCUAUGAUGGCCCAUCGGGACCAAAGAGAUGUCAGCUUAAGUUCCCUGCGAAUGCUGAUUGUAACUGAUGGUGCUAACCCUUGGUCUGUGUCCUCCUGCGAUGCAUUCUUGAGUUUGUUCCAGAGCCAUGGGCUUAAACCAGAGGCAAUAUGCCCUUGCGCAACAUCUCCUGAAGCCAUGACGGUAGCCAUUCGGAGGCCUGGUGUUCCUGGAGCACCCUUGCCUGGAAGAGCCAUCCUAUCAAUGAAUGGGUUGAGUUAUGGUGUCAUCCGAGUGAAUACAGAAGAUAAGAAUUCUGCUCUCACCGUGCAGGAUGUUGGUCAUGUGAUGCCAGGAGGAAUGAUGUGCAUAGUGAAGCCUGAUGGCCCUCCCCAACUCUGCAAGACGGAUGAAAUUGGGGAAAUCUGUGUCAGCUCCAGAACGGGAGGGAUGAUGUAUUAUGGGCUAACUGGAGUAACUAAAAACACAUUUGAGGUCAUCCCUGUGAAUUCAGCUGGCUCUCCUGUGGGCGAUGUACCGUUCGUGCGCUCUGGCUUGCUGGGCUUUGUCGGACCUGGUAGCCUGGUGUUUGUUGUUGGGAAAAUAGAUGGACUGCUGCUUGUUAGUGGACGCAGACAUAAUGCCGAUGACAUUGUGGCCACUGGAUUGGCAGUUGAAUCUAUAAAGACAGUUUACAGAGGAAGGAUUGCAGUGUUCUCUGUGACUGUGUUCUACGAUGAGAGGAUUGUGGUGGUUGCCGAACAGCGGCCUGAUGCUUCCGAAGAGGACAGUUUUCAGUGGAUGAGCCGAGUGCUACAGGCGAUUGACAGCAUUCACCAAGUGGGAGUAUAUUGCCUCGCUCUUGUUCCAGCCAAUACUUUGCCAAAAACUCCUCUAGGAGGGAUCCAUAUAUCUCAGACCAAACAACACUUCCUAGAGGGGUCACUCCACCCAUGUAACAUCCUCAUGUGCCCCCAUACAUGCGUAACCAACCUUCCAAAACCUCGGCAAAAACAACCAGGUGUCGGUCCUGCCUCUGUGAUGGUGGGGAAUCUGGUUGCCGGGAAACGCAUCGCACAGGCCUCUGGGAGGGACCUUGGACAGAUAGAAGAGAAUGACUUAGUGAGAAAGCAUCAGUUCCUCUCGGAGGUGCUCCAGUGGAGAGCUCAAGCAACACCGGAGCACAUGCUUUUCCUUCUGCUCAAUGCCAAGGGAGCCCCAGUGUGCACAGCCACCUGCCUGCAGCUGCACAAGCGGGCUGAACGAAUCGCAUCGAUUCUGUUUGAAAAGGGACACCUCAAUGCUGGUGACAAUGUGGUGCUGCUCUACCCUCCUGGCAUUGAGCUCAUUGCAGCAUUCUAUGGCUGCUUGUACGCUGGCUGCAUCCCAGUUACCGUCCGGCCUCCACACGCUCAGAACCUCACUGCCACUUUGCCCACCGUGCGGAUGAUUGUAGAUGUCAGCAAAGCUGCCUGUAUUCUCACCAGUCAGACCUUGAUGAGGCUACUGAGAUCCAGAGAGGCAGCAAGUGCUGUCGAUGUGAAAACCUGGCCAACCAUCAUUGACACAGAUGAUUUGCCCAGGAAGCGGCUACCUCAGGUCUACAAGCCACCAACCCCAGAAAUGUUGGCAUACCUGGAUUUCAGUGUUUCCACAACAGGGAUGCUUACAGGAGUAAAGAUGUCCCAUGCAGCAGUCAGUGCCCUCUGUAGAGCCAUAAAGCUGCAGUGUGAACUGUACUCCUCACGGCAGAUCGCCAUCUGUUUAGAUCCCUAUUGUGGUCUGGGCUUUGCACUUUGGUGCCUUUGCAGUGUGUAUUCUGGUCACCAGUCCAUCUUAAUUCCUCCUAUGGAGUUGGAAUCCAACCUUUUCCUGUGGCUCUCCACUGUUAGCCAGUACAAAAUACGGGACACUUUCUGUUCCUAUUCCGUCAUGGACAUGUGUACAAAGGGGCUUGGGAACCAAGUUGAUGUAUUAAAGGCAAGAGGCAUUAACCUGUCAGGUGUCCGGACCUGCGUGGUGGUGGCAGAGGAGCGUCCACGGGUGGCUCUUACUCACUCCUUCUCCAAGCUGUUCAAGGACAUUGGCUUGUCAUAUCGUGCAGUCAGCACCACCUUUGGGUCAAGAGUCAAUGUAGCAAUCUGUUUACAGGGAACCUCAGGGCCUGAUCCCACCACAGUAUAUGUGGAUCUGAAGUCCUUAAGACACGACAGAGUCCGGCUAGUUGAAAGAGGUGCUCCCCAGAGCCUGCUGCUUUCCGAGUCAGGCAAGAUACUGCCUGGAGUCAAAGUGAUCAUUGUUAAUCCUGAGACUAAAGGACCUGUUGGAGACUCUCACCUUGGAGAGAUCUGGGUGAAUAGUCCCCACACUGCCAGUGGUUACUAUACCAUCUAUGAUAAUGAAACCCUCCAAGCAGAUCAUUUCAACACCCGCCUGAGCUUUGGUGAUGCUGCCCAUACUCUGUGGGCACGAACAGGGUACCUCGGCUUUGUACGCCGAACAGAACUCACAGCUGCCAGUGGAGAACGCCAUGAUGCACUAUAUGUCGUAGGAGCAUUGGAUGAGACUCUGGAACUACGUGGGUUGCGUUAUCAUCCAAUUGACAUCGAGACCUCAGUUUCUCGGACACACAGAAGCAUAGCUGAAUGUGCUGUUUUCACAUGGACCAACUUACUCGUGGUCGUUGUGGAGCUAUGUGGCUGUGAGCAAGAGGCCCUUGAUCUGGUCCCUCUGGUCACCAACGUGGUUCUGGAAGAACAUUAUCUGAUUGUGGGAGUUGUGGUGGUGGUUGAUCCUGGGGUGAUCCCCAUCAAUUCCAGAGGAGAGAAGCAACGCAUGCAUCUCCGUGACAGCUUCUUGGCUGACCAGCUGGACCCCAUCUAUGUAGCAUACAACAUGUAAUCUUGGGCAUGCAGGUCACAGCGCUGAUUACAGACUUCGCAGGGACCAGGGACA